Physeter macrocephalus (sperm whale) is the source of this 1441-nucleotide messenger RNA. RefSeq names its product sperm microtubule inner protein 2 (gene SPMIP2). The transcript has 10 exons. Bases 595 to 1320 code for a protein of 241 amino acids. Lineage: Eukaryota; Metazoa; Chordata; Mammalia; Artiodactyla; Physeteridae. The record is from RefSeq and is a predicted model, not a curated record.
GGCGUCCCGGCGCCGGGUCCCGCCCCCACGCCGCCCGCCAGCCAGCCGGCCGCGCCCUCGCUCCGGAGCUGCACCUUCGGCGGCCCAGGGACAGCGUUCUUCUCCUGCCUUCCGUGCUCACCGGGCACUUUCAGACACUUAAAUGACCACGAAAGGAGGGAGAUGGAAACGUGCCAGUUCAACUCUAGACCAAACACCACCCCCAGACGGGCGAACACUCCAGAUUUAAAGAUAAAAAUGGCAUACCCUGAAGAUUUUCGAGGAUCCAGUAGAAUCCAUGCAAAGUGACAGUGACUUGUAAGGUGCUUGAACCAUGGUGUGUGCUCAACAAACGGUAGUUAUUUUUAAGAUCAUCCUCGUCCCAACCCUUUGAGGCUAGAGGCAACAUUGUUUCACGAGGUGCAGAGCCAGCAGGGCUCAGCGCGGGCAACAGAGCGCAAGGCUUGGAGCUACACGCAGAUCUGAUGCGGAACCAGCCCUCUGCAGAACAUUCCUUGGGAUAUGUUGGAAGACAGUGUUGACUGACGCUGCCACGUCUUUGGGGACGUAAGGCUGCUCUAGAUCCAGUACCUGCACAGGUCUGUUCCGGACUUGAUGUUGACAGGCCCAGAUUAUGUAAAGGAUCAUCUCCCUAAAGUUGCUCAGCAUACUUCCUAUAUAGGAGAAAAGCGUCCUGCAUUAGAAAAAACUGGAGAUCUCAGAUAUUUACAGAGGCCUGCCUCAAAGAGAAGCUUGCCAGCCAAAUAUAAACCUGAGUAUGUUGGUGAAAUUGGUUGGGGAAUACCAGUGUAUGAGUUUAUCAACAAAACAAGGCUCCAGACUGGCUUUCACGUUAAGACCAUGAGAACAACAAGCGAGGCACAUAUCACUGAUAGGCACUCUCUGUGCUGUGUUCAAAGCCACUCCGUGAAGAAUAGCGGGUUUGGAAGGAGAAGCAUCUCUACUGAUAGCUGGGGACACUGCCACUCCACAUGUCACCAGGCACCUCAGCCCCAGCCAAAUGUGGGCUUCCUCCUUGUGGCUUAUGAAGAGUUCAGUCAAGCUGCUGUUGAGAAACGAGGCCACAGAUACCAGAACCCAUGGCAACCAAAUCCUUCUAUUAUGGAUGCAGAAGACAGCUUCAGUCGUGGUUUUAUUGCCUGGCAUAUGGGUGAUUAUGAGGACACCAAUCAAAGAAACUCCAAAAGGGCCAUCCUCCUUCGGCAGAGCCAGGCAGCACUGCCAAGAGUUUCCAGACCACCUAAGCUACCAAAGCUACCAAAAGAGCAGGAGAAAAGCAGACUUCGGCCUCUAAAUCAGCAUGAUGCAAGAUGCUACUAGAAGGAAAAACUGCCUACAAAUGUAGAACAAGAAUCAGGUUAUAAUGUGCCACAGGUGGUGCCUUCUGUGUUACCCCUGAGAACACGGGUCCUACAAUUUAAAGCCCAAAUAAAGGUUUCAG